AUCUAGAGGUACAAUAUUACCUUGGCCUACGUACGCACUUGCUCGCACCGGCAGUGAUCUGGACUGAGCCUUGUGUUCUGCUUGGCGAAGUCCACCCGCUUGGCCCGGCGCAUCACUCGGCAGUCCUACACUAGACGUCGAUCCUCCAUGCUCCAUAUUUCCGUGCGUUGAUCUUGCAAUUUUUAGCGAGAGGAAAUAGCAUCGCUAGGUAAGCAUCUCAAUAUCGCACAUCUUCGUUGCCAAGAUGAUGGGCCCACCAUCCACCAAGACGCCAUCCAAGGCAGGAGCGGCAGCAGUCGCGACGCCGCAGCACGUCCUCUCCACUCCUUCUCACACCCUCGCUCGGGGGAAGGCAACGCCUACACCAACGCACCAGCAGCAUAAAACGCCCAUCCACCAGACAUCCUCCACACCCAUCGUCGAUCUAUCCACUAUCGAGCGUAACAAGGAAAAUAUCCUCUCCCUGCGCGGCGGCCGAUCUGCGCACGCUCUCUCCCAGUCCUUCAGCAUGCAGCUCAAAGACCGGUUGGCUUCGUUGGAAGCAACGCGGGCCGAGUUUGAGCGGUCCAUCUCCUCCGCCGAGAACGAGGCCGACGCGGAUGAUCCGCUUGAGAUGUGGGUCAAAUACGUGCAUUGGGUCGUCGAAUCGUACCCAUCUGGGCAAUCUCUAGAGAGCGGGCUCGUACCACUUCUUGAGCGUGUGACAAGGCACUUCAAGGAUCACAAGCAGUACAAGAACGAUCCACGCUAUCUGAAGAUGUGGAUCCUCUAUGCUAGACAUGUGGAAUGUCCCCGUGACAUUUACCAUUUCUGUCUUGCAAACGAGAUUGGCACCGGCCUUGCAGGGCUGUACGAAGGAUUGGCUGUCGUCUAUUCGGGCCAGGGAAUCCUGCACGAAGCAGAUGCAAUCUACCGCCUCGGAAUAGCACGCAAAGUUCAGCCGCUUGACCGCAUCAAGCGACACUACGCCCAGUUCCAGUCCAGCGUUCUCAAUUCACACAGUGCCACUUCGGCCGCUGCCUCAUCUUCCUCCGGUCAUUUGCAACAACGGAGAACGUACGAGCAAAUGUUGCAGGAAUCCGCAUCGCAGGCGCGCGCAAAUGCCGAGCAGCCUGGCUGGCCGGCGGCAUUGCAAGCGCGAUCGUCGUCUAGACCUAAUGGCGCUUCUGGUCCUGCUCCACUGCAGCUACGCACGAAUACCGCUAGCAGCAACCGUGGCACCGGCCUUGGACGUGGCCUGACAAUCCGUAAUGGCGGUACAACAGCGAAUGGAGCCCGGGUUCCAAUGUACGUGGACCCAGAGGAAGGCGAACGUUCGUUGUCUUCCUCUUCCGUACGCACAGCGGAAGAGCCCUGGACCGAUGCGGGGACGCGCGUGUCACGGCGUCAGGAGAACAGGAUUGAGCCUUCUGCAAUGGCCGGCACGCGGAUCACCGUCAACCCUGGCAUGAUUAAGCGCAAAGGUGGCGCCAGCGGUGGAGCAGCUUUCGACGUCUUCCAAGAUGACGAUCAAGAAAGCGAAGACGAAUGCGAUGGCGAUGGAGAAAAGGCGUCGGAUGGAACUGUUAAUAAGAACAAGGUGACGCCCUCACGGCAGUUGCGAGAACAGAAACAGCGUGAAGCGGAAGAGCUGAGGAAGAACCCUUUCAAGCAUUGGAGCAAGGAUACCAAGCUCAAGCCGAGCGAGAAAGACCUACAGCUUGCAGACGCAGUACAUUCCAGCAAGUUUUCUUCGAUGUCCAAGUCUAGAAGUGGUAGCAGCCGUGCAGGUCUCUCGUCCUCAACGUCAGGACCAAAAGGAUCCAACAAGGAACGCCACGUAGUCGACAUAAGAGCACUCUAUCCAAAGCUCACCUCUCUCUCGAUGCUAUCGGCACCUGCUGCCCCAUUGGCCGGAUCGCCUUCGUCUGCGACCCCAGCAACAGGCCUGCGCUCGAGCAUCACAGGCGAGCGCGCAAUGGAGGAGGUGCUUGUAUUGCGCAAUCUCGGCGCAAGUGCAAGCGCAAUGCUGAGCGACACGAUUGAUCCUUGGUGCCAUCUCGACCAUCUGCAAGGACGCUGGCUGCCAGAUCUCCCAAGGGGCAUCAAUAGUGCGGACAUAAGCAAGCAGAAGCAGCCGUUGCUCGACGAGGCUAACAACAAGAAACCGGCUCUAGGGGAGAAGCUCUUCCUCGGAUAUAAGCAGAAGCCAGUGUUAGGCGAGAAGAAAGCAGCGCUUGGUGAGAAGAAGCAGCUCGCACUCGGAGAGAAGAAACAGCCAGUACUGGGCGAAACGAAGCCUCCGCUUGGCGAGAAGAUAGCGGCCUCAGGGGAGGAGUCUCAGGCCGCUGCGAUCCACCCAAAUGUGCCCUCAGGGGGGAGUGAGCCUCUCUCCAAAAAGCCAUCUCCUGCACUGCAAGUCAAAGAGUACGGGAACCGCACUCCUGACGUUGUCGAUCGCCAUUCACCGCCCGAACGGGCCGAAGUGCCAGUUGAGGAGCCUGAAAUGACGAAGUUCAAGCCACGCAAAUCGGUCACCGUCACCAUGAUGACUGCCGCUGCCAAAGCAGAGGUGCUGAACAUGUUCAAUGGCCAUGAUGACGAGGAGGACAGUGAUAGCGAUAGCGACAGCGAUGAGGACAGUGAGGAUGAAAUACGCUUCAUAGGGCUAGCGUCAGACCAUGUCUUCACAACUGCUCAAACCUCUGCGCCAAACACUUUGCCAAUGGCGCAAGAACCUGCGGAGGAGCUCCCUGCAGCAAUCCCUCCUCCGACACUCACUUCGUCAACGGCCGCAAUACCUAGCACUCCUAUUCGAAAGCCUUUCCAACCAGCAAGGGGCCUGGUCGCGGCAGGCCAGCCCAACUUAAAUAGAGCUGCAGGGCCAUCUGCGCAAAGAGUGUCUACCUUGGAUGCUGCGGCAGAAGAGGACGACGAAGUAGGAGAGACUGAGUAUGAAGAAGCACCGGGUGGGGCUUCCGAAACGGAUGCGCUGGACGGUGACAUUCGUCGUCGUCUUUCAACCAUCACCGAGGUCACGGAAAUCACGCGAUUCACGUAUCUUCAGACGCCUGGGACAGCGAGGAGCGAGCGAUACUCCCGAUUCAUGACCCCAAGCCAGCACCACGCAGCCCAAGAUGAUGAAGACUCCCGCCCUGGGCGACUUGCGCCAAUCCUUGAUGACGCGUCCUUCGUAUCUGACAGCAAUAUCACGUCCGAACAUACCUGCGAAGAUCCAUCUCGUUGGGGCGACCGAGUCAAACUCGACAUUCCCGACGGCCUCACGGUCGUACGAGUGGAGGGUGAUCGCACUGACCAGCUUUCACACGAACAGAUUGGCACCUCUCUCCACUUUGCCGAGCACACCAACACCGAGCCUAUCGGCAUGGUCCCGAACCCUUGUUCGCCUGACGAUCCCACGAUCCUUGGCUUGAUCUUGCGGUGCCUUGAUCCUCCGCUCGAAUCGCAAGCCUUGUACAUGGACUUGCAUGGCGAAAAGGCAGCCAACUUGCCGGGCCUUUUGAAGCGUGCCCAGCAGAUUAAGGAGCAGGCCGUGCAGUCGAAGCGCAAAUCUGGUGGUAGCAGCCAUUCAACUACCGUUAUCAAGGAUUGGCUCUUGGAUCUUGGAGGGCACGCGCUCAGUGUGCGUCAACACCUCGGACAAGGGGGUUUCGCAUCCGUCUUCUUGGCUGAAGACCUAGAUGGUCUCGCACCGAUCACACGCAAGCGCUUUCCCGAUGACAUCGACUCGAGUAUGGCAGAGGAGCUUGCAGACCUGUCUGUCGAUUCACUCGAAGAUCCCGUCACUGCAGAGCAGCGCCGUCUCGUCGCGGUCAAAGUGGAAAGCCCGCCCAACAAGUGGGAGUUCUACAUGCUGAGCCAACUGCAGCAGAGGGUCUCUCGUCGCACCCUCGACUCGAUUAUUAGUGCUCGCCGUUUUGUGGAGUAUGAGGAUGAGUCGUAUCUCAUGCUUGACUACGGCGAGAAAGGUACCUUACUUGAACUUGUCAAUCAUCUACGAUCCGCGCCAACUGCUGGCGGGGUUGCGAUCACCGCAGGUAGCGCCGGAGGCGAUGGGGUGGAAGAGCUGCUCGCAAUGUUUUUCGUGAUCGAACUUUUGCGCGUUGUCGAGGAUCUGCACGCCAACAACAUCAUUCAUGGCGAUCUCAAGAUUGACAACUGCCUCUUGCGACUUGACGAUGCGCCCAUCGGCGAAACGUGGAGCAAUGUCUACUCUAGCGAUGGUGCGAAUGGCUGGGCAUCCAAAGGUCUGAUGCUCAUCGAUUUCGGUCGCUCAAUCGACCUCAAUCUUUACCCCGAAGGCCAGACGUUCAAGGCGGCAUGGAUAGCUGAGCAGAGGGACUGCCGUGAGAUGUGCGAAGGCAGGCCCUGGACGUUCGAGACAGACUAUCACGGGAUUGCAGCCAUUGCACACACCUUGUUGUUUGGCAAGUACAUCGAGACGAGCAUUUUGGACGACGAUCCGUCUUCGCGCACAAGGCUUCGAAGUCACUUGCGAAGAUACUGGCAAGAGGAGCUGUGGUCUUCCUUCUUUGACCUCAUGCUGAACCCAAAGUUAGCGAAUGAGAAAGAACAGUUGCCUAUUCUAGAGGAGAUGCGCGAUAUCAGAGGCAAGAUGGAGGAGUGGGUCACUGCCAACUGCAAGCGCGGUGGGAAGAAUCUCAAGAGCAGGCUCACCAAACUGCAAAGCUGGCGACUCUGAGCAGAGGAGCGAUGCAUUGCAAUGCGAAUAUAAAGAUGUCGAUUCGAUGGGGCAGGAAGU
Molecule: messenger RNA, 4762 nt
Organism: Tilletiaria anomala UBC 951
Lineage: Eukaryota; Fungi; Basidiomycota; Exobasidiomycetes; Georgefischeriales; Tilletiariaceae
Exons: 3
Coding region: 245-4702 (1485 amino acids)
Biological process (GO): meiotic sister chromatid cohesion, centromeric; protein phosphorylation; mitotic spindle assembly checkpoint signaling
Molecular function (GO): ATP binding; protein kinase activity
Source: RefSeq, a predicted model, not a curated record